Molecule: messenger RNA, 1900 nt
Organism: Scomber japonicus (chub mackerel)
Lineage: Eukaryota; Metazoa; Chordata; Actinopteri; Scombriformes; Scombridae
Gene: ddx55
Product: DEAD (Asp-Glu-Ala-Asp) box polypeptide 55
Exons: 14
Coding region: 50-1867 (605 amino acids)
Cellular component (GO): nucleolus
Molecular function (GO): nucleic acid binding; ATP binding
Source: RefSeq, a predicted model, not a curated record
GGCUAACAACUAUUAGCUUCUAAGUUGAGCUGGUCGGUGUGUUUCCAGCAUGGACAACACGACAGACGGGACGUGGGACACUUUACCGGUAAAACUAAACGAUGGGAUCUUACAGACGCUCGAGGAGCUGAAGUUCAGUCACAUGACACCUGUACAGUCUGCUUGUAUUCCUCUUUUCAUGAGUAACAAAGAUGUGGCUGCUGAGGCGGUGACUGGGAGCGGGAAGACGUUGGCUUUUGUGAUCCCCAUCAUCGAGCUGCUUCUGAAGAGAGAAGAGAAGCUGAAGAAGAUGCAGGUCGGAGCUCUGGUGGUCACUCCCACGAGAGAACUGGCGCUCCAGAUCAGUGAAGUGAUGGGACAGUUCAUUCAGAAGUUUCCACAGUUCACGCAGAUUUUACUGAUCGGUGGAACGAACCCGAUCGAGGACGUAGCGAAGUUCAAGGAUCAGGGUGCAAACAUCGUCAUAGCAACGCCCGGCAGACUGGAGGACAUGUUCAGGAGGAAGGGCGAAGGGCUGGAUUUGGCGGGAUCGGUCAAGAGUCUGGAUGUGCUGGUUCUGGAUGAGGCGGACAGACUGCUGGACAUGGGGUUUGAAAUCAGUCUGAACACGAUCCUCGGCUACCUGCCCAAACAGAGACGCACAGGUUUGUUUUCGGCCACUCAGACUCAGGAGCUGGAGAAGUUGGUCCGAGCCGGUCUCAGGAACCCGGUACGAAUCACUGUCAAAGAGAAAGGCGUCGCUGCCACCUCCACCCAGAAAACGCCCUCCAAACUCUCCAACUACUACAUAGUUUGCCGACCAGAGGAGAAGUUCAACAACCUGGUGGCGUUUCUACGGCAACACAAACAUGAGAAAAACCUCGUCUUCUUCAGCACCUGUGCUUGUGUGGAUUAUUACGGCCGAGCUCUGGAGACGCUCAUAAAGAAAGUCACCGUCCACAGCAUCCACGGCAAGAUGAAAACCAAACGCAACAAGAUCUUUGCCGACUUCAGAGCGCUGAAAAGCGGGAUCCUGGUGUGUACAGAUGUGAUGGCAAGAGGUAUCGAUAUUCCAGAUGUGAACUGGGUGCUGCAGUACGAUCCUCCGAGCAGCGCCAGCGCCUUCGUACAUCGCUGCGGUCGAACAGCACGAAUCGGUAACCUAGGCAACGCGCUCGUCUUCCUGCUGCCGAUGGAGGAAUCCUACAUCAAUUUCUUAUCCAUCAACCAGAAAUGUCCGCUCCAGAAAAUGUCUGCAGUGAACGACGUUGUGGACGUUCUGCCCAAAGUGAAGGCCUUGUCUCUGGCCGACCGCGCCAUGUACGACAGAGGCAUGAGGGCAUUCGUCUCGUUCGUCCAGGCCUACGCCAAACACGAGUGCAGCCUCAUCUUCAGAACCAAAGAGCUGGACUUUGCCGCUUUAGCUCGAGGCUUCGCUCUCCUUCGCCUGCCGAAGAUGCCCGAGCUCAAAGGGAAGACGCUUCCCGACUUCGUGGAGACGACGGUGGACACAGACACGAUCCGCUACAAGGACAAGAACCGGGAGAAGCAGAGACGGAAGCUGCUGGCGGAGCUGGCGGAGCAGAGAGAAAAAGGAGAGGAGGCUUUCCAGCAGCGUAAGAGGAACUUUGUGAAGAACAAAUCGUGGUCCAAACAGAAGAACAGGAAGGACAGGCGGAAGAAGAACGCAGCCAAGAGGAAGCGGAACGAGGGCUCCGGCUCCGACGUCGACAACGAAGACAUGAAAGAGAUUUUAAACGACACCCGCAUCCUGAAGAAACUAAAGAAAGGUCAAAUCAGCGAGGAGGACUUUGAGAAACAGAUCACACGCGGACCGAAGUCCAAACACAAAAAAACAGAAGAGGGGUCGGGAGAAGAAGAUGUUUGAGCUGUUUUUUUAAAUGUUUUCAAUUAAAACACA